Molecule: messenger RNA, 2685 nt
Organism: Botrytis deweyae
Lineage: Eukaryota; Fungi; Ascomycota; Leotiomycetes; Helotiales; Sclerotiniaceae
Exons: 5
Coding region: 1-2685 (894 amino acids)
Biological process (GO): G protein-coupled receptor signaling pathway
Cellular component (GO): membrane
Molecular function (GO): histamine receptor activity
Source: RefSeq, a predicted model, not a curated record
AUGCCUCUUCGUACAAGGGGUCCAACAACUCGAAUCACAAUCGAUACUCCUAAUACCCAAAGUCCAUAUACUACCCCAUCACACUCUACUUCAAAUUCUAGAUCCAAUUCAUUCUCCGAAGGAUCGUCGGGUCACAUUCGCUCAGACGAUAGUCACGACUUUUCAGACAAUUCCCAAGACUCUUGGAACGGACUAGAUUAUUCAGACGAUAUCGAACCCUCUGAAUCUGCUUCACGGCCACGCGCACAGGCAAGAUACAUAGACAGAGGACAAAUUAGUUCCCGAGAACAUAGUACAGGUCGUCCAGCUCCCAGUGAACGUGCACACUCAAAUUACGAUCGCCCCGCACGCCGUCAUACUCCGGCCGCUGAACGAAAUCACCGCCCGUCUGCUUCUAGAGUGCACCGGCACACAGCACCGGGACCAGUAACAACCGUGGAUCAACUAGAUGACUAUCCAGGCUAUGGCCGAGGCUAUCCUGCUCAGCAAACCGCUCCGUAUGGUGGUAGAGUAGCGCCUCCGCCUGGAUAUGCCCCAAAUGGAUACCCCGCUAGUGCAAGUACCCAAUAUGCACCACCUUUUGGCAAUCCCGCUGUUGCUCCUCCACCAGGGCCUGGUCCAGGAGCUUUAACACAUUAUGGUGGCGGAUAUCCUCAACAACAAUACAACCAAAGUUCAAAUCCAUUUGCACCACAAAACCAGACUUCAUUUGCACCGCAACCUUCCCCAAGUCCAGGCGGAGCCAGCUAUUUCAACAGCCAUAGCAGACACGAUCCAAUGGCGUCUAGGCACGACCCAAUGGCAUCUAGACAUGAUCCAAUGGCAUCUAGACAUGAUCCUAUGGCAUCCAGGCAUGAUCCAAUGGCUGGACACAGUGGGCACAACACUCCUGCUGGAUAUCCUGGCCAUCCUAAUCAAGAGCUUAUGCAUUAUGCACCCCAGCAAGGCUACCCCGGUAAUCAGCCUUAUGGUGGAGGUCAAGGCUAUCCAGGGUACCCAGGAUACAUGCCUCCUGCUAUGUCUCCGGGAAUGUCUCCAGGAAUGUCUCCAGGUAUGCAGGCAUUGCAACAUGGACAUCACGGACAACAACAUGGACAGCAUGGACAGCAAAAUAUGGCAAUGGCUCCAGCAGGGAUGCAAUACUUCCCUCCUCAGUUUUCCCCGCCAGCUCCUGAGCCAGCACCAGCUGCCUCGCCAGUACCAGUGAUUGAUAUUGAGUUGGAGAAGAAAAUGGUUUUGAUGGAGGAACAAAUGAAAAAUGCUAAGAUAGAGUCUGAUAGGGCUAAAGAGCAAGCAGAGGCCGCCCAAAAAGCAUCUGAAGCUGCACAGAAGGCCUUGGCCGACAAGGAGGCACGAGAACUCAAAGAGAAAUUGGAUGCCGAAGAAGCUGCUGCAGCUGCACAAAAGCUAGCAGACGAGAGGGCUGAAUGGGCAAGGAAAGCUAAUGAAGCCCAAGCCGCCAUUGAGAAGAGGGCCGCCGAGAAACAAGCCGAGUUAGAAAAGAGGGCUGCGGAUAUGGAGGCUGAUUUAAAAAAGAAGGCCGCUGAAGCUGAAGCUGAUUUGAAGAAGCGAAUGGAAGAAGCUCAAACCUUACUAGCGGCUAAACUCGCACAGGAAGCAAAAGCGGAAAAAGAGGCCGCUGAUGCCGCUGCUCAAGCUGCCUUGAAGGCCGAAUGGGAGAAGAAGGCAUCUGAAGCACAAGCGGAUCUAAUGAAGAAAGCCGCGACAAUGGAAGCAGAUCUCAAAAAGAUGGCUGCCGAUAAUGAAGCUGAUUUGAAGAAGAAAAUGGAAGAGGCACAAUCAGCUUUGGCCGCCAAAUUAGCGAAAGAAGCUAAGGAUGCUGCAGACGCUGCAGAGGCCGCACAAGCCGCGGCUAUCAAAGCUGAAUGGGAAGCUAAAAUCGAGGCUGAGAAACAAUUGGCAUUGGCAAAGGGCGCCGCAGAUGCAUUGAAAGCUAAGGAAGAUGAAGCAAAAGCUAGAGCAGCCGAAGAGGAAGAAGCAAAGAAGAAAGCAGAUGAGUUAGCCGCUGCUAUCGCCGCCGCGACCGCGGCUGCCACUGCGGCUGCAAAUGCUGCUAAUCCACCACCACCGCCUGCUCCACCAGCGGAUGAGAAAAAGAAACCUAUCAAAUUCAAGGAUGCCGUAGGCAGAAAAUUCAGCUUCCCAUUCCAGUUGUGUGCAACAUGGGCUGGCAUGGAAGAAUUGAUCAAACAAGCUUUCCUUCACGUCGAUAUUAUUGGUCCCCACGUUCAAGAAGGUCACUAUGAUUUGAUCGGACCCAAUGGUGAGAUUAUUCUACCACAAAUAUGGGAAACAGUGAUCGAACCCGAUUGGGCGAUCACUAUGCAUAUGUGGCCAAUCCCAGAACCGCCAAGGCCAGCACCUCCACCUGGACCUCCUGGACCACCCCCAAUGAAUCCAAAUGCACCCCCCAAUGGCGUCCGACCUCCUGGGCCUCCCCCUGGUGUAGCUAUGCCACCUGGAGCUGGACCUAGACCACCACCGCCGCCGCCAGGACUUGGAGGUCCUCCUCCUCCUCCUCUUCCUCCCUUUAUGUCUCACCCAAGCGGCCCACCCGGGCCAAGAAUCGUAACGGUCAAACCAAAAAAGAAGGAGUCCGGAAUGUUGGAAUGGAUGGCAGGCAGGAAGCCUACACCUUCAUCUAAAAGUCGAUCCAAAAAAUAA